Messenger RNA from Exophiala aquamarina CBS 119918, 1995 nucleotides. RefSeq lists its product as uncharacterized. The record is from RefSeq and is a predicted model, not a curated record. Gene Ontology annotation, biological process: carbohydrate metabolic process. NCBI's taxonomy places the organism in Eukaryota, Fungi, Ascomycota, Eurotiomycetes, Chaetothyriales, Herpotrichiellaceae. The transcript has 3 exons. The coding region runs from base 1 to 1995 and encodes 664 amino acids.
AUGGACUUCGCAAGGGACCUAAAAGGCUCCAAGACCGUUGAUAUUGGGUUUCGGGGAGUUUCCCUGUCGACUGACCCUCUAGGCACAAUCCUACAAAUAAGUACUUUCCAUCCAAAACAUGGAAUUGUGAUUGCAGAACCUUAUGAACAGUUUGAUGGUACCAAAUUUCACGACACACCAUAUGUCCGCGAACACCGCGGGCGUAUGCUUAGGUCUGUUCAGUCCGGUAGUCCUGGAUUCGGCCUACGCUUCGAGACCGAAGUCAAGUCUCUUGUAGUCAACCAACAUGGGCUUGGGCGGGCGACAAUCGUGUACGGAACCAAGUCUGGCCUUGAGAUAACGACGUCACUGAGGGUCAGUGAGGAUGGAAGGAUCUUCCAAUCAUCACAGAUCAAGUCGACCAAGGCCUACCCUAUCUCGCUCACAUACUCAAUUGACUUUGGUAUCAGCAUCAAUCGGGCAUCGUAUGGUCAAUUGACUGAAGGUGGCCCAAUUCCGAUCCCAAACUCAGAGAACAGAAUCGAGGUCCUCGAUGCAGGGAGUGUGUUUACUGUUACGAAUCCCAAUCUAGGUGCUCAUCUGCUUGGGCACUUUGAAAUAAACGGAGAAGAAGUGUAUGUUGGUGCCCACCUCUCAAACCAGACAUAUAUACAGUCACCUGCCAAGGGCAAAAUUUCUCAAUCAGCUGUCGUGGUCCCUGAAUCAACUUUCGAACUGGUGGCCACUUUUGAACUGCGGCCUGGAAGAUACACAACUUCGAAGGUCGACCGCCACAGCAGUGUUUUGGACUUGCGUGGUGCACCUAGUUUGUGGUCAACUCCCGAAACACCCGGACGGUUCAUUGUUCGCAGGAAUCUAGAAUACAUCCUUGGAAACUGCGCCAUACCGUUGUCACAUGAGGGGAAUGCGGUGUGCAUACUCACAGACCACGUUGCCUUACCGCUGGGUUGGAUGAGGGACAACUACUGGCAAGUUCGUUUUCUGAUGGAGGUUUAUCAGAACUUGGGCAGCCUGGAUGGCAUGAAUGCCAUGUCUUUGUAUUCUCACCAGAUCAAAGACACUGCAAAGGGCCAUCUGAAUUGGAUUUUUCGUCAUGCACAGAGGCCGCAUGGCUUUUGGCAUCGGUCGUACUUAACAACUGGUCGGCCGAAAGACGGACCGGUAUUCCAACUUGAUCAACAAUGCUAUCCAUUGCUAGAGCUUUGCGACUUCUGGGACACAUUCCCAGACGAAACAUAUUUUGUCGAGGGCAUUAUAACUGAGGGACUAGUAUGUCAAAUAUUGGAUUUGAUUGAGUCCAAAGAAGACAAGUCAACUGGGCUCUUUUCGACGGACGAAACACCUGGAGAUGAUGCGGUUGAAUUUCCAUUUCAUUUCUCAAGUCACAUACUGCUUUGGCACACUGCCUCUAGACUGUCGAAGGUGUCCUCACAGCGUUCUCUAGGAACCCAAACAUCAGUCAGGUCUGACGCUUUAGCAAAACGUGUGCGCACAUCGGCGAUGAAGUACUUCUUGACACAGGAGUCAGAGGUGGGACCAUCCUUAUUCGCAUAUUUGGUUGAUGGCAAAGGCGGAAAGACCUUCUACCACGAUGCAAACGAUAUUCCGACACUCUUCGCCUCCACGUGGGGGUUUGUCAAAACAGAUCUAGAAGAGCAAGCCUGGCACAACACUAUGGACUUUGGGUGCUCAUUGGCGAAUGAGGGUGGCUACUAUCCUGAAGGACCUUUUGGUGGGCUAGGUAGUGUCCAUACUCGCGGACCGUGGACACUCGGCUACUUUCAAAGCUGGAGAUAUGCGCAAAUGACGGGCGAUGCCCAGGCAGAGUCUACUGCUUGGCAAAAGAUUCUUGGUGUGAUGCUGUGGGAUGGAACCUUUUCUGAAGCUGUGGAUGCUCAAACUGGAGAAUGCACAAGCAAAGCCUGGUUCAGCUGGCCUGGCUCGAUGAUCGGAGCCGGUCUACUGCAGCUAGGCAACAAGGAACGUUAUCUCUAG